Molecule: messenger RNA, 1488 nt
Organism: Clupea harengus (Atlantic herring)
Lineage: Eukaryota; Metazoa; Chordata; Actinopteri; Clupeiformes; Clupeidae
Gene: tigarb
Product: TP53 induced glycolysis regulatory phosphatase b
Biological process (GO): regulation of pentose-phosphate shunt; negative regulation of glycolytic process
Cellular component (GO): cytosol
Molecular function (GO): fructose-2,6-bisphosphate 2-phosphatase activity
Source: RefSeq, a predicted model, not a curated record
ACCAUAGACAUAAGAAGACAUGUCUCAGGCAGCGACUCGUGAACCAGGAAGAGUUUUGUUAUCUGUCGCAUAAAGUAACCCACGGUAUGCUUACAUUCGCUGUAACUUUCGUUCGACAUGGUGAGACACAAUACAAUAAGGACAGGCUGUUGCAAGGACAGGGGAUAGAUACACCUUUGUCAGAUGUGGGCCUCCAGCAAGCAGAGGAGGCAGGCCAGUACCUCAGAGAUCUGCGCUUCAGUAAGGCUUUCUCCAGCAACCUGCAGCGUGCAAAGCAGACAGCUGAAAUCAUAUUAAGGAACAACAGUCACUCCUCUGGCAUAGAGCUGGUCAAAGAUGACUCACUUACCGAAAGGAGUUUCGGGAUUGCAGAGGGACGGUCAAAGGACGCCCUGAAGAAUAUGGCCAACGCGGCAGGCCAGUCUUCUCGAGAUUUUACACCUCCAGGAGGAGAGACCGUAGAUCAGGUCAAAAUAAGGGUCAGGAAGUUCCUUGCAGUCCUAUUCCAGAGCAUGGUGACCGAUCAUGGCUACCCAGAGCAAAGCGUCCUGGUCGAGAAGCCAGAUGCAGGAGAGUCCUCAGGAGCGGACGGGCAUGAUGGCCCACCAAUCAGCUUUCCUGAAGACGGUCUCGACGGCGUACCCAUUCACGUGUUGGUGGUCAGCCACGGCGCCUAUAUCCGCGUGGCAGUGCGCCAACUUGUGGAGGAGAUGGAGACUGCACUCCCCUCUGGCCUCAAGGCCUCGCAUGCGUUCUCGGCCUGUCCCAACACGGGCAUGUGCCGCUUCGUGAUGACGUUGCAGGGCAGGGAGACCGGCCCGGCCCUUGCAGGCAACCGCUGCAUCUUCAUCAAUCGCAAGGUCCAUCUGAGUGCCAGCAAAGACAGCGGAGAGUAGUGCAGGUACGGACAGAGAAGAGGGCAGGGAAAGAAGAGUAGGGGGAUGAAAAGUGGUGGGAGGGCUGACGGGUGUCCCAGAAUAGCAGAAAUGAUAAGGUUUGGUUCCUGCUAACUCCUCUGUUUCUGUCUUUGGUUCUGGGUUACGGAGCAAUGGGCCGAGAACUCAACCCAGAAGAAUGAACACUUCUGAAAUGAAAUGAACCGCUAUGCGUGUUUACUUUUACAGGGUAUAGCUGUGUUAUUAUUAUUAUUAUAUUAUUAUUAAUAUGUUAUUCUCUGUAACCCCAGAAGUAUUUACACUUGAAACUUGAAACACUAUACUGUGCACACUGAUUGUUUUUCAAGGCAGACAUGCUGACAAUAUCGUAUCUGUUCCAAUUCACUGACAAUGUCUUUUCGCCCACUUCAUGACAUAAACCUCACUGGUCUUUUCAGAUAAAUGGGUAGUGUGUGUCAGUGAUAAACUACCACACAAUCUUCAGAGGGUUAAGAAGCACAGCACAUUUUCUCUAUGGCACUGACCUUUACUAUGUUGCAGUCAUAGUCUUUUGACUCCUACCAAAUAAAAAAAAGAUAUAGCUGUCAACAAA